AUGAUCACCGAACAGACAACUGUGGUAAACGAGAUCUCGGCACGAGUACAAAGACUGGAGACACAAGGGAUUAAACUUAUAGAAUCAAAACACAAUUCCCCAAAGAAAACAAUAAGUGACCCAAAACAAUCUAAUGCAGAUACGUUGGAUACUCUCAAUAAAAAAAUCAAGUCGCUUGAAAGUAAUAUAAAUACUUACGAAGGCAUCGUUGCUGUGUUAAACAAUCAAAUUGAACAAGAUGCAAAAACUAUACAAACUGUAAAGAGUGAAACAAUUCAACAAUUAGAUCACCUGAAGGCAUUGGAACGUAAAAUCAGCGCCCAAGACAGAAUUCUGACAUUGAAGGAUUUUGCACUUUCAGAGCAGGAUAUUCGAAUAAAAACCCUGAACAUGACAUGCUAUGAUGGCGAAUUUGUUUGGAAAAUAACCGAUUUUGCCCAAAAACGUAAAGAUGCGAUCUCUGGCAAAACAAUAUCAAUUUAUUCCCCAUGUUUUUACACUAGUCGCCAUGGUUACAAAAUGUGUGCCCGUAUGUACCUGAAUGGUGAUGGAAUGGGAAAGGGCAAUCAUGUGUCUUUGUUCUUUGUCAUCAUGAAAGGUCAAUUUGAUGCUCUUCUGAGAUGGCCAUUUCGUCAGAAAGUUACCUUAAUGUGGCUGGAUCAAAAUCAUAGAGAGCACGUUAUUGAUGCAUUUCGACCUGACCCAACGUCCAGUUCUUUCAAACGACCAGAACAAAACAUGCCAUUUAAUUCUCCAAUAGUUGCAAUAAGUUCCCUAAAUGGAAACGGCUUCGCAGCAACACUAGUGUUUAGUUUAUAUGUAUUUCCCAACUCAGUGACUAAAGAUGGAAUGAAAUGCCAAGCUGUUGACGAAGAUGAAAAAUGUGAAACCAUACUUAGAUUUGAAGAGCAUGAAGUCACUACUGGGAUUCCAGGAUCAGAAAUCAUGGCUUGUAUGAAGUUUGAUAUAUCUAAACUACGCAUAGUUCUCGAUCAACCCAUUUAG
Saccoglossus kowalevskii is the source of this 1005-nucleotide messenger RNA. Its product is annotated as TNF receptor-associated factor 2-like. The record is from RefSeq and is a predicted model, not a curated record. Lineage: Eukaryota; Metazoa; Hemichordata; Enteropneusta; Harrimaniidae.